AUGGCGGACGACGAUGAGCCCACGUUCGAUAAGGUCGAGUCAGGAUCCUCCCACACAUACCCGCAACAGUGCGGAGAGCUUCGCAAGGGAUCCAUGGUGAUGAUCAAGGGCAAAGCCUGCAAAGUGGCAGAUAUCUCCACGUCGAAGACGGGCAAGCACGGGCACGCGAAGGCCCACAUCGUGGCGCUGGACAUCUUCACGGGGAAGAAGUACGAGGAUCUUUGCCCCACGUCGCACAACAUGGAGAUUCCAUUCACGAAGCGCACGGAGUACCAACUGCUGUCUGCUGACGAGUUUACUGGCGAAGUCAGCUUGCUUCUGGAGUCUGGCGAGACGAAGGACGACCUGAACUUGCCCACCUUCGUGAAGACAGGCGAGCCAACCGAUGAAGACAGGAAGGUGGUCGAGGACAUCCUGAAGAUGCAGGAGGAUGGCGAUUCCGUUCUCGUCGCCGUGCUCGCGGCCAUUGGACAGGAGAAGAUUGUCGGCGCCCAGAGGUGCCUGCUCAGGCUGGGCUGCACGGAGGCGAGGGCUGAAGGCUUGGUCCAGAGGAUAUCCUGGCGCUACUGGGACAUGGCGGACGGCUGCCCACUUCUUGAGAUUGUGCUCCGCUCCAGCAGGGCGACGCCCUUUUCGGUGUUGCCCGGCGCAGCGCUGACAAUGCUGCUGCAGGGCACCCGUGCCGCUGCUGCCUUGCGAGUCGCUAUGGGCCCAGACGAGUGGACAGGCCCCGCGAAGACUCCCUGGCGCAACCUGCUGGCCCUAGACGCCAAGGCCGAGAGCAAGGUGAAGCUGCCCCCCGCCAGGGGGAGCCGCCCGCCCGCGACGAGGGCCGCCGCGGUCGACGCGGCCCGUUCGCCCGCAGAGCCGGAGGCCGAGUACGUCGCGCAGGACCGGCCCGUCGCCCUGGCCGCACUGCGGCUGCAGCCGCGGGCCUGCCUCCUGGCGGCGGGCGCCCGGCCUGCCGAACAGCUGCCCCAUCGGCUCGGCGGCGGGAGGCUUCGGCUGGCUGCGCAGCGUCGCGGCGCAGGAGCCGCACCGCCGAAGCCAGAGGCCGCCCCGUGGGAAGAGCGGAUGCGGUCCAGGGCAGAGCGAGGCAGCUUCGUGGGCGGGAAGUGGGUGCCGGCCACAGACGCCAGCGAGGCUGCAGCGGGCGACGGCGACGUCUCGCCGCAGCCCGCGAGAGCGCCGCGGGCCGGUGGGCCGCCAGCCGCGUCGGCGGCGCGCGGGCCUGGCGGCCGGCAGGCCGCGAAGUCCAGCACCAGGCGGCAGGGCAAGGACGACAAGGCGAAGGCCACGCAGGCCAAGGCGAAGUACAAGCCCCCCGCACGCGCGGCGGCGCCAGCGACUGCGGCGACGCUGCCGGAGGAGCCCGAGGGCGCCAUCAUGUGGCUGCCCGAGCUCUUCCAGACCCUCCUGACGCUGGCGGCCUGGCUGCCGCUCGAGUUUCCUGGCGACGCCCCCGGCAUCAGCAUCUUCUCCCAGCCAGAUUGGUUGCUGCACUGGUUCGACGGCCCCCUGCUGGCCACCACCUUGCUGGGGAUCUUGGUGAGUUGGAUCGGGUGGGGCAUACAGUCGAAGAGCAAGAAGGAUCUCGGCCCCGACGAGGGCAUGGCGGGGCCGCUCGCGCAGGAGGGCCUCUACGGCGUAGUGCGGCACCCCAUAUACCUCGGCUACGUGGUCGCCGUGGCUGGGCCGUGCAUCGUCACGCAGAGCCCGGCGCGUGCAGUGGUGGCCGCCGCGCUGGCCGCCGCGCUGCUCGUGAAGAUCGGCCGCGAGGAGGCGCAGCUCGCCAGGCGGCACGGCGACGAGUGGCGCUCGUACUGCAGGACGGUCCCGAACAAGUUGGUGCCGCUCAUCCUGUGA
This is a messenger RNA of Prorocentrum cordatum, 1866 nucleotides long. NCBI's taxonomy places the organism in Eukaryota, Dinophyceae, Prorocentrales, Prorocentraceae. The record is from the annotation of a GenBank genome assembly.